AUGGAGGAGGAAUAAUAAAUCUUGAAAUAUGGAGAUAAUAUUAUUCUUAGAUGCAUGGUGGAUAAUAAGAUCUAUUAUUUGCUCGCAAGAAACGAACAGUACCUCAUGGAAACAAAGCUUUAAUUGGGUAAUUCUUGCACAUUUAACAUGUACAAUUUCCCUUAACACAUGGUGUUCACAGUAUUCCCCAAACUUUUAUACGAAGCACAAAAAAAAUACAAUUCAGACAAGUCCAUUGGAGCCUCUUUUGAUGUUUAGAAACAACUUCUGUACACGAGAAUGGAAACCGAAAAAAAAUAUAAUCAAAAUCUGUUGAAGCAAACCAGAGGGUAAAAAAUAAUGUACGGAGAUACAAUAAUGCUCUAUUAACCAUUGAGUUAAGUCUUUUUACUAAGAGCGGAGAACAAUAAUUCAAAUUCAAAUAUCGGAACAAUUUUGAGUUCUUCAAUGUACUUCACAGUUCAACCUGAUCCCUUGGCGUUAGACAUUAAAUAAGGAUGUCCAGUACACUCUUUCGAUCAAUUCCUUCUAGUUCAAAGUGACACAAUAUUGAAAUUUGACACCUUGCAAGAAAUUUACCGCCUGCCUGAAGUAGUGAAAUCUUAGAAUCUUGAUCACAAUAACGAAUUCCUAACCAUCCCAGCCAUGAUUGAGAAUCAAUACUAAUUCAAGUUUUACAAGGCUCAAUACAAGCAAUUCACAACUGAUUCAAAAGAGUCCAUCAGCCACAACACUCUUCAAGCAAUUGUAUUGAAAUAAGACAAAGACAAAAAUCAUUUGUUCUACGGUCAGUAUGUACGCAUAGUGCACAUGCAAUAGAAGAUAAAAAAAGAGAGGUAGGAAUCAAGGAGAAGAUCAAUCAAAAUUGAGGAAGCUUAAGAAAACCAAAUUAAUAAAGGUUACUUGACAUCAUCGAUUAAUGCAGUUGGAUGCUACCCCUCAGUUUAUCUAUAGAUUAACGACAUCUAGAAUUCUGAUUCAAUCGAAAGGGCAGCAUCUAUCUUCUAGAUCUUGCCAGAAAAUGACCAAAAGUAUAGUGAUGAAGUUUAAUUUACUGUUGGAAAUAAACCCAAUUUGGUAGGUUACACUACUUUCCUGCUUAGACACAUGUUAACAGGGGAAUUCCUAAGAGUCAAUCCUUUCGAUAAUAAGCUGUAAUUAUCUAAAGAUGUUAUCAAUAAGUAUCGAUAAAUCAAUACUACGUCAUCAAAAAAACUAGAGACCACAAGAUAAAAUGAACCAAAGUCUACUGUGUAAAAGAAUCUGCCAGGCAUCAAAUUAUAUAGAAAUCUAAUUACUCAAUCAAAUAACACCAAUUAAAAUAAUAUUAAUAAUAUUCAAACUCAAUAGGACGAGCGCAUUGCAACUCAAUACUAAUAAACUUAAGGAAAUAUAGAAGAACUUGAAUAAGGUUCAUGUAUGUCUGACCAUCAAUUGCUAUUUGUAACUAAAUUGGGCAAUAAUCCUAUAUUCUAUAAAGAUUAGUUGCCUUUUACAAAUGAUACAACAUUCAAUAUUGCUACAAAAGAUGGAAAAUGUCCAAUUGAAGUUGACAAUUAAGAAGAGGGUGGGUAUUAAGUUAAGUUAAUAACCAAGUUAGGAAUGUUUAAUCAAUAUGGAGAGGAUAACUUGGAGUAAACUCUGUAUAGAUAAUUGCACGAUGAGUGGAUUACUUUGAUCCCUGAUUUAGAUUCAUUCAUAAAAAAGAAUAAAUAUCAAUUAUCAUCAUAAGAAAAAGAAGUUCUUGAGUUCAUUGAAGGUGAAAAGAAGAGUCAAGCAAAAAACAAAGUUGAUAUGAGACAUUAUAAAUCUGAUGAUGAAACCUUUAAACCUACUUUUAUUAAUUUGAAUCCUCUCAAUACUAAAUACUUGGAUGUAUUAGCAAAUGAGGACUUUUCAGGUUCCAAUUUUAAAUUUGAAGUUGUAGACUAAAGUGAAAUAGAAGAAUUGAGUGAAGUCUUAGAUCUAAUGUUCCCACUCACAGUCUUAGCUAAAAACUCAAUCCAACUAUCAACUUUAAAAUUCAAAUUCAGCAAUCUUAAAUUCAAGGACUCCAAAGAAUCCAAAGAUCUAGCUUCCCAAUUUCUCAGGUGUCAAGCCUAAGCCGUUCAAAAUGUCAAUUAGGCAGUCAAGUCACUGUUCAAAAUUAUGUUAUGGUUAACUGCCUCUCAAGAAGCUUUGGCUUAAGAAAAUUUAAUCUCUGAACCUUUGGUAAGAAGAUAGUGUAUUGCCAGAGAAAUCGGUUGCAUAGACUAUGUAAAUAAGAUAAUCUAUGAGUUAAAUAUCAAUGGGCUAUUAUAUGAAGAUAAAGAUUCAAUCAAGUAGGAUGAGGAGAUGUUUCAAUAGGAUAUCAAUCAACUAAUUGAUUUGCUUUCCUCGUUUUUAUAAUUGGUUUGUAAGAAUUCAAAUGAUAACUCCUUAUACGUCGUCUAAUGGUAUUGUCUCUAUAAGCACAUACUGUUGAGAGGAUAAGUAAACGAUUUGAUGAGACUAGACAUCUUGAUUACUUAAUUGUUCUAAUAGUCAGACGUUAUGGUUUCGUUUGAAUUUGAAGUCACUCAAUUAUCGAAGGAAACCAAAUCUACAAACUACAACAAACAUGCUUUUAAUUUAUUAAUUGCCUUUUGUCUUUUCACUGAGUUUAGAAAGAAGGAGGGCAUCGAAGGAAUAAUUGAUCAUAUCUUCAAGCAAAAUAAGGAUUCCAUAUUUGCAUAGCUCAUAUUUGAUGGCAAUAUUCAAUUGAUUUUGAGGGAAAAGAUCUAGGACUUUUAGAAAACCAUAAGACAAUCUAUGGAUUCAGGUCUUCCCAUUUCAAGUCCAAUCAUGAUAGAGGGCUUGAAUUUUUCGAACAGACUAGCAUUGCACGAUUACAUCAUUUCUUGUGUGAGGUUGGCUUCAGAAAUUUCUAAGUCCUCCCCUGCUUUGACUCUAAAGGAAAUCAAGCACUUAUUUCCCUUCUAUACCGUAGCCAAGAUAAUCCAAGAUAAUAGCAUUUCAUCGUUAACCAAAUCGUACUUUUUGGAGUUAUUCCAGAAUUCCUAUAUGGCUAAACACUUAAAUCCUUUGCCAAGAGCCUAAUUCCCUUAGUAUUUAAAAAUGGUUGUCAAAUAGAACAAAGGGAAAGGAUUCUUAUCAAUGUUUAAAAAAGAAGAGUACGACAUCAUUCUCUAUACAUUUGCAUAGAAGAAGAUUGCUGAUGUCUAUUAAAAGGUGGCCAAAAAAUAUUUGGUGGAAACUGAUACAACUGUUGAUUUUUGGUUAUUUUUAUCAGAUUUCAUCACAAACUUUUGGAAAAGCAAAUCCAUAUAUGAAAUUAAAGGCACUGAUCACAUUUAUAUUAAAUAAUUGAUUUUAACAUUCACAGAGUUCUUAAAAAAAGGAUUAUUCAUUGAAUAUCUUAGCAAUGCUCACAAUUUUUAUAACAUGUACCAUAAAUUCAUUGAAUUCCUGAAGAAUUCUGUCGUUUCAGCUACUCUAGAGGAGAAAUACAUCAAACAUUAGUUGUAGGACAACAAAAAAUCAAAGGAGCAGAAACCUUUAGAAGUGAAGGAUUAUUUGUUUGAGAGUUCAGUGGCAUAAAGGGCAGUGUCUAGAACGACUUAUGCAAAGAGU
This is a messenger RNA of Paramecium tetraurelia, 3612 nucleotides long. RefSeq lists its product as uncharacterized. The transcript has a single exon. Gene Ontology annotation, biological process: calcium ion transport. The annotation marks the transcript as partial. NCBI's taxonomy places the organism in Eukaryota, Ciliophora, Oligohymenophorea, Peniculida, Parameciidae. The record is from RefSeq and is a predicted model, not a curated record.